Staurois parvus is the source of this 276-nucleotide messenger RNA. NCBI's taxonomy places the organism in Eukaryota, Metazoa, Chordata, Amphibia, Anura, Ranidae. The record is from the annotation of a GenBank genome assembly.
UGCCGGUUAUUGGCAUUUCUCUCCUUGCGAACUGUCACGCUGACAACUCAGGGGACAUGUGCACUGAUCAUCAGGGCACUGAUGAUCAGUGUGCCCUGAUGAUCAGUGUAGCCCCAGCAGUGCCACCUGUCAGUGUCCAUUAAUGCCAGCUAUCAGUGCUCAUCAAUGCCACAUAUCAGUGCCCAUCUGAGCUGCCUUUCAGUGCUACCUAUCAGUACCAGUCAGUGCCACCUAUCAAUGCCAGUCACUGCCAACUAUCAGUGCUGCCAAUCAGUG